Messenger RNA from Prunus persica (peach), 737 nucleotides. Its product is annotated as beta-carotene hydroxylase 2, chloroplastic. Gene Ontology annotation, molecular function: beta-carotene 3-hydroxylase activity. NCBI's taxonomy places the organism in Eukaryota, Viridiplantae, Streptophyta, Magnoliopsida, Rosales, Rosaceae. The transcript is spliced from 4 exons. The coding region runs from base 286 to 681 and encodes 131 amino acids. Gene Ontology annotation, biological process: carotene metabolic process; xanthophyll biosynthetic process. The record is from RefSeq and is a predicted model, not a curated record. Gene Ontology annotation, cellular component: chloroplast.
UUCUUUCUCUUCGCCACAUUCCUUGAGGAUGGUUAUGAGACUCUCUCAAGUUUGCAGACACAAAGUUGUGGUGUCUGUUCACUUCAAUUCAACCCACCCUCAAGUCAAUCUCUCUAUCUCUCCCUCGCUCUGAAGUUCGACCCCCAAACCCAUCCGUCUCAUCCAAUCCUCAUACCUCCUCGCAAAACCCAACCCAACUAUCUUCUUCCCACCUUCGAAUCUUCGCCACCAAAAAUCAGCAAUUCAUUAUAGGGCUCGAAGGAAGCUCUGUUUCACUAUGUCGUCAUGGAGGACCAAAAGCAGAGUACCCAUCUUGAGAAUUGCACAGAAAGAGCCCAAGAGGCUGCUGAUUCUCAGAACCCAAUUGUAAUUCCGUCCGUACGUGUGGCUGAGAAGUUGUCCAGGAAGAAAUCGGAGAGGUUCACUUAUCUUGUUGCUGCGGUGAUGUCCAGCUUUGGUAUUACUUCCAUGGCUGUCAUGGCUGUUUAUUACAGAUUUUACUGGCAAAUGGAGGGUGGGAAUGUGCCUUUGUCUGAAAUGUUGGGUACAUUUGCUCUAUCUGUUGGUGCUGCUGUGGGAAUGGAGUUUUGGGCAAGAUGGGCUCAUAAAGCUCUCUGGCACGCUUAUGGCAUAUGCACGAGUCUCACCACACAGACCCAGAGAAGGUCCAUUCGAGCUUAACGAUGGACUGAAACAGAGAAAGAAGAGAUAAGGAAUCUGGUGGAGAGAAAGAAGAA